Molecule: messenger RNA, 3341 nt
Organism: Pangasianodon hypophthalmus (striped catfish)
Lineage: Eukaryota; Metazoa; Chordata; Actinopteri; Siluriformes; Pangasiidae
Gene: cep68
Product: centrosomal protein 68
Exons: 7
Coding region: 293-2350 (685 amino acids)
Molecular function (GO): protein binding
Source: RefSeq, a predicted model, not a curated record
GAAGGCUGAUGUUUCUAUUGGCUGGCUGCCGCGAGCUCUUCCGCUUUUUCCGCCUGCCUUUAAUAGGAACCGUUUUACUAGCGGACUGGACUGUAUUUACACUGCUGAACGCUUCACUACUGGCUGUAUGCGUGUGAAUUUCAUAUACACUGAGCUUUUUAAACUCCUUCUGCGCUUCAUCUGGGGAAAAAAGUUCUUCUGUCCUACUGAGAACAAAUGGGGCAUACAAGGGUUUUGGUGUGUUCCUAUGGCUCUGGGAAUUAACUGAACUUGAUCGGGCAGCUUGUCUCCGAUGGAGCAGAGGAACUAUGGGAGGCGUAAAAGCAGGAUCCCAGCGUUUAUUCGCAGUGGCUACACGAGACACUUCACACAGGAAGCCGGGGACAGAUCAGGGUCACUGCAUGGCCAGGACGCUAAGGACUUCGACAGAGAGAGUGGUGCUAGCAAAAAAACUGUUACCAUGGCACCUACUUCUAGGUACAUGACCAGCAGGAGCUUGUAUACUGCCCGAAAGCCACUGAUCUCAACAGAGCACCAGAUUUCAAUCCUGAAGAAUCCUCUCACACAUGAAUACUCAGAAAGGGUUCACAUGAGCAGUGUGGGAAAUUGUCAAAAACAAGAUGAAGGGACAGAUUCUAACAUAUUGGAUAGCACAAGUGUUCCCCAGAUCAUUGAUUAUUCUCUUUCAGCACCCAGAGAAGAUCUUUGUACUUCCUUGAAUUUGUCAGAGCUCAGGCUGUGUUCUUCUCAUGAGGAACCGAAUUUCAGCCCCGUUCCUUCAGCAAGCAAAGUUGAAAGUAGGAGCCUUUCUAGUUCCCCUUUAGAUGAUUUGAGCCUUACAGUACCAUUAAGCCCUAAGUGGACUUCCACCCAGCGGAUUUUUCCUCAUUCAUACACUUCCCAAACUCGUACUUCCCAAAGGGCAAACACAAGCGCAUCCAAGCAGGAGAGACAUUCUCUUCUUAACACUGGCUUCUCACUGAGUAACAAUAAGAGCUACUUGUCUGAACCUAAACGAAUGUCCCACUAUCAAACCACUUACUGGGCCUGUGCUAUCCCCAGUACUUUACCACCCUCUCCAGACCGCAAGUCUCCCAGCUGGGACCCUGACAAGGAGUAUCAGACCCUCCUGGAUUAUACAUACCCUCUAAGGCCCAACAUAACCAACACCUGGCGUUCAAAUGAACACAGGUUGCGCACUGAUCAACCUUUACAAGACUCUGGCAUUGAAGUGGACAGUUUUCUCAGCUCUUCUAGUCUUUCUUUUUUGGACCAGCCUGUUUCUGGAAUGAGGCAGGGUAGAUCUGGUCCAGCUUCUAGUCAAACAUUUGGAUUUCAAAAUCCGAAUCUGAGGAAACUGGCACAUUCCAAGUCAUCGGACAUCAGGGUGUCUAGAAGCCUUAAUUCCUCAAUGGAGCAGGUGGGUUUAUCAUUGGAAAGUCUGGAUUGUGAGGGGAAAGACAGCUUUCACUAUAAGAAAUUUGGCAUCUUUUCCACAUCCAGGUCUGCUCCAAGCUUUAUCAGGUCCACAAGCAUCUUACCCCGUCUGGGGUCACUUGGCGAGUUUGAUGAGGAGUUUCUCCGUUUGCCUGAACAGCUACAGGAGAUUCAGGACCUUUCUCAGAAACUAAAGGACAUCACAGCACAGAUAAGUCAGCCAGUCACCACCAAUUGGGAGUCUCUGCAGAGAGAGAGUGCCUCUGUUAGGUCUUCAUCAGUACAAGUGGAGAAACAGGCAGCUGAUGUCUCUUAUGUGCAAGGGCCUGCUGAAGAAGUUCCUCUCACAGAGCAGAUGAAGGGAGUGAAUACUAGAGCGCAGGUAAUCAGCCAUCAGGUAACCAGAGAUAACCUGACGGAUGUGGAAGCCAUUGUGGAUCAGCUGAGUGGAAUGUCUUUGUAUGAGUUUGAGAAGACAGAGACUGAUGAGGGGACAGAAGAAACCCAGGAGUCCCUCUUGCAACACUUACAAACUUUCUGCUCAAAUUUAGAAAAACUGAUUCAGUGGUUGCACAAGGUAGUGGAGAAGAUGGAUGUCCUUUCCCCUCCUUCAGUGGACAUUGAGAGUGUUAAAACCUCUCUGGCUGACUAUAAGAGUUUUCAGGAGGAAGUCCAAGCCCACAGGCCACUUACUGCGUCAGUUCUCCAGACUGGAGAGAUGCUUUUGUGCUGUAUGAAUUCAGCCUCUCCCUUUUUGAAGGAUACAUUGACGUUGAUAGAGAGGCAGUCCCGUGCCUUGGAGACACAUUCAGAGCACCUCUUCUCCUCGAUCCUAUCCACCAUGGACUGUCUCACUGAACCAGAUUCUCAGGAUGACACAGAAGAGACAUCAUUCAGCAGUCAGGAUCAGUAGAGUUCAGCGUACCUGUGUCCUCAGUUAGUUGACUUUCAGGACUUUUACGUACAGGUGCUAUAGCACGGGUUGUGCAAAGGAUCUGAAGCAAAGCGGUAAUUCUGAGUUGAAGUAUUUAACACUGUUCAGUUAUUGUACAGUUAUGGUUAAUAAGAUCACUAAUAGUAUCACAUAUUGCCAUAAUUACAUUUACAUUUGGUGAUGUUUGUGUGUUACCCUUUUAAACAUUUACAUUGAAGCUCUAUCAUGUUAUAUUUUAAGCACACUUGUAUUGUAUGUCAGCUGUUACCACAGAUGCACUUUUAAUUUUGCACAUUCGCUUCGGAUAUGUUCAGUUACAUGUACUGUAUAUUGCUCUUAUAUUACAAAAAAAGGUCACUCAGUGUCAUGAUAGUAUUAUUUUGCAACAUUUUAUGUUACAGUGAAGUGCUCUUCUGUCCUGGUACACACCAGGAUCUCAGGUUAUUAGGGCUAUUCAUUAAGUUUUAAUAAGAGCUCACUGGUCCUCAAUAGCAGCCCUGCAGCUUUAAUUUCUACCGGAGCAGAAAGCACAGGUACACUGUUGUCCAGGCUGCACAGUGUGUGCCUUUUUAAGCACCAUGAUCUAAGUCCUAAAUAAUAUUAUGUAUGGUAUUACAGCUCAUUCUAAAGAGACUGCAGUAAGUUUUUCAGACACUCCAUUUUCAAAUAAAGAAUCUAACUAUUUUUGGAUUAUGGACUAAUUAAGAUUUGUCUUGGUUGCAGUUUUCUAUCAACAAGAGAAUAAACUUUGUACAACCAAUUUUUCUGUUCUGUGUUCUAUAAAUGAGUAUGUUUUUAGGUUGUGCUUUUAAAUGGGGUGUUGUAUGUACAUAAAAUAUUAGUGAUAGUGAUUUUUUUUCUACUUUUUAAAAUCAUGUUCACUUGGCAGUAUAAGGAUUUUAAUGUUGUUAAAUUUUAAGUAAUUGCUAUUGAAUAAAAUGAAACUGUUUGAGAAGUUUCAAAAGUACAA